UGUGCGCUGUCUGUGGUGCUGAAGCUGCGCGUGCCUCGGAGGCUGCUACCAUAGAAAUCCACCCGAGCAUCCCUCCGCGAGAGGACCAGCGCGCGAGGAUUCGCGGAAUUUUUUUCUCCACGGUUGGAAAACUGAUGGUUGGGGGGGGGGAUUCAGGAUGUUUCUACCAGCUGUUCAAGCCUUGUUUGUCUAUUUAUGAGUACAAGCAGCGUUUACAUUUCUUUUAGCAUCUGUUCUUAAAGCACAGGCUACAAACCGGAGACCUUUCUGAAUCCGUUUUCUCGGCUGUUUCUCGAGGCUCGUCGUCUCUCCGGUGCCGCCGCCUGCCCAGCCGUCUUUGCCGCUCCAACCCGCAUCCUUUAUGCACAGCACGCUGCUCCGGUCCUCCCCAACGAAACACACCUUCGUGUCCGAGCACCAUGGCCCGCUCCAGCCGCUUUCACUGAGAGACAUGGAAGCGAAGCAGCAUCAGAUAAAGAGUCUAAAAAGCUACCCGGAGACCGGCGGCCGGAGCCUGGCAGCGGCCGCCGGCGGAGACGGAGGAGGCGGCGGCGGCGGUGGUGGUGGGUAUCGUGCCGGCUCGGCUGAGAUGGAGAUGGAAACGAAAAUCCAGAAAGCCAUUGACUUCAAGGUGGAGGGUCAUCGCUGCUACAAGGAGAAGAAAUUUCGGGAAGCGAUAGGCAAGUACCACCGGGCGCUGCUGCAGCUCAAAGGGGUGCAUGUUGUCGACGGGACGACGGGCUCCGAAGUCAACCUGCUGAACCAAGCCGCGGCUAAGCUGACCGAGGAGCAGCGGAGAGCCGUAGAGAGCACCGAGAUCGAGUGCUACGACAGCCUGACAGCGUGUCUGUUGCAGUCUGAGCUGGUAAACUAUGAGAGGGUGAAGGAGUACUGUCUGAAAGUGCUGAGCCACCAGAGAGACCACUUCAAGGCCAUGUACCGAGCCGGCAUCGCCUUCUAUCACCUGGGUGACUACGAAUGUGCCCUACGUUACCUGCGUGACGCCAAGAACCGUGAACCCACAGACACCAACGUGCUGCGGUACAUCCAGCUGACAGAGAUGAAGAUGAGCAAGAGUGGACAGCGGGAACGAGAGAGCGGCAAAGAGACCCAGGGCUAACCCUCGACCUUCUCACCCUCCUGACCCUUGGACCUUUCGACCCUACAAGCAACCCCAGAUCGACCCUCCCUCUCCUCCGCCUCCUCUAUCGACUCCUGACAGCAGCACAGCCCGCAGACCGAAACAGACUGGGACCCAAUCACCUGCCAGCAAUGGACAAAAAUGGGAGACAUAUCAAGAGCUGUCUGCGACCCAUCUCCUCUGUCCUUCUCCUCCCUCCUCUUCUCCCCCUUUUCUCCCUCAGGUGCUGUGGUUCCUCUCCCUAGACGCAGACAGCCGAGCAAACAUAAAAAGAAAAAAAAAAGAUGUAUUAUACUCAUACGAAACAGUCAUUGUGAUGGACUGAAAAAGGAGCUUCAAAACAUACAUAUGAAUAAUGGACAUCUGCGUGAUUUAGUAAACAUUUUAAAAACAUAAAAUGCAUUUUGUUUCUGCUCUCUUUUGCUCUCUCUCUCGCUCUCUCUCUCUUUGUCUUAUUUUGAAAUCGUGAGGAGAAUAUUGGGUGGGGGGGUUGGGGAGCUCAACCACAACGGGAGGAGGGGAGCAGGGGUGUGUGUGUGGAGGCAGUUGGUGCAUAAAGCAGGAGACAGCGAGGGGUGCGUGUGACACAUAUCAAGACCAUAGCCCAAUUUGAUUGUACAUCCUUUUAACACCCCCCCAACAGGGCUCACUCAGGCCCUUUACCCAGACUAUGGGACUAGAAACCUUUCAUCAAGUAGAGAAAAAGCCUGCCUCUGUUCUUAAUCUAUCGCUCUCCUGUCUCACUUUUCUUUCCUGGAUGCCAUGUAUCUCGGUUUCUGGACUGUUUUUUUCAAUUCAAGGGCUAAUUCAAGUGUUUGUAAUCCUUUACUAGGGUUUUUUUUUUUUUGCUUUAGGUGUUCAUCAUACUCAGUAGUACAUAAUCAGUCAGGUGUGCUAUUGUGGAAACUGGUGUGUCUUGAAUCUGUCGUCUGAAGCCCCUCCUGGGUUGUGUGUCAUUGUUGAUGUUGUUGAGACUGUCAAAGCCCACCCCCCCCACACACACACACAUACACACACAUCCCUUUCUCUCCCUUCCAUUCCCCCACCUCUGUUCUCCCGUCAAUGAUGUCACAACGGAAAAUAGCCAAUGGGAUCAGAGUUUCAUCAACCUGCCGUUGGCUCAAUGGAGAUCCACUCUCAAGGGUUCACAGUGUUUCUAAAAGGGAGGUCCCGACCUUUUAUUGCUAAAUGCUGAAGGCCCACCCCACCCCACCCCCCGGGGCCUCAGCAAACAAACAAACGCGCCCGAGGAGACUCCGGUCAGCGUUAGUGCAGGGAAAACAAUCACACACUUCUGUCCUGACAGUCCAAAUCUCCAGUGUUGGAGCACUCAGCUUUCAGUGCACUUCAACAAGCGUGAGCCAUUUGAGAUUUCUUCCUCUUUAGGUUUGUUAAUAGAUAAAAUACCUGCAUUUGGAAAAUUGUUCCAGACGAGGACAGAUACUGUAACACACGACGUUAGCAUUAGACACUACUGAUGAUAUGGUUUGUGGAUAUCCAUGACUAGCUGUCAAAAGAAACAUAAAUAAUUUGCCACUGCUUCUCUUGUGAUUUGUGAAGCUGAAUCAUUGAUAAUGCAAAUAUUGCUUUUAUGAUAGCUUUACCACAGGCUGAAAUCUGCCUGCCCUGUUCUGCAGAAGGUUGGAUUGACGAUUUUGUGAAAGCAUGACCUGAAUUUUCCUCGUCUCUGAUGCCAUGAAACCCAGUUUCCUCUUUCCCGUGUGCAAGCCCACCACCUGCAUGUAACGUUCGGCUCCAGAGAGUUGCUUCAGAUGUUAGGGAUUGGGGGGAUUACAUCUGCUCUAUUGCUUUCUGUCAUGGCAUGCUGCCACUAAACUGUUUGCUCAUACCUCUAUUUUAUCCAUUCUGCCCUUUAUAAACACAGAAGGUGGCGACAAACUGUGAUCACAGCCAGUAGAACAGGUAUCAAAUGUAACUGGAAAGAGGGGAUCUUUGAAUAAAUUAGGGUCACCUUCUACGUUGGCCAUGGUGAGAGAUAAGAGGUAAUUCCUCUGCUUAGGAAAUUCAAAAAGAGCUGGAAGAGGAAAUCAAAGAGGCUAGAAAAGAUUUCCCCUCCCCAAUUUUUUCCAGUGACCUGCUAGGAGGUAAAUAGGGACCUAAGUGUGUCAAUGGGACUCUGGAGAGACGGCACCACGCGUUGGAGAGACCAGCAUGAUACAGAGAGGCUCCGGUGGUGGGAGAAGUAGGCCAUCAUCAGCCUCAGUAAAGAAGCUAAAAGCUCUACUGUGGCAGCGGAGACACAGAAAAGUUUAGAGCUGAUUUAUCCUUAUACACUACCUGGCUAAAAGUACGUGAGCUACGCCCACAUUGUAUAUGAUUGAUCUCAUUCCCCACAACUUCAGGCAGUAAUCUACAGCUGUAACAACCUCCACUGUUCUGGGCUUUCCAUUCGAUACUGUGACUCGGCUGCAGGGAUUUGGUCCAAUUCAACCACAACAUCAGUAGUGAUGUUGGGAGAUGAGGCCUGGAUCCUAGGUUGACGUUCCAGUUCAUCCCAAAGGUGUUGGAUGUGGUUGAGGUCAGCGAAAACUACUAAUUUAUGAAAGCACACAGUUGUCUAAAACAGUGGGUCCCCAACUUUUUACUGUCAUGGCUCUGGCUUUCUACUGAUCCCAAAGUGAAUGAGCUGCGUUUAAAAUGACGGUGUGCUGCAGCAUUCAGACGCACAUACAAGAUAUAUCUUAAUACAGUAACAUAUCUUAUAUGUCAGUGGCUGUGCAGUAAAAUAAUGACAUUUUAUUAAUGGAAAAUGAUGGCAUUUGGGAAAUACAUUCAUUUGCUUUCUUGCAGCAAAUUAGAUGUAAAGAUUGAUAAAGCGCUCAUGUCUAUAUGGUGAAGCUGAAGCCACAGACAGCAGCCUGUUAGCUUAGCUUAGCAUAAAGACUGGAAACAGUGGGGGAAAAAUAACCUGGCUCUGUUCCAAAGGGAACAAAAUAUUGAGGUGUAACAACGUAACAUUUUAUGCAGUGGACUCACUACAUACAUAUUUAACAAAAUGUUGAAUUAUUCCUUUAAGUUAUCUUACUACUCUUGCUGAAUUAAAUGAUAAUAUUACAACUAAUAUUACUACUACUAUGAACAAUUUCAAUGCUGUAAAGCACCAGUUAUCAAACAUACCAAGAUGACACGACAAUGAUAAACAUCUGAUCUGUCAGUGUCACUCAGCUCUGGGAUUAGGACUAAACCAGUAGACGCAGAAGCCGUCCUCACUCUUGAUGUGCCUCUGUAUUUUCUGUCUCUCUCUGGCCCUGGUCUCCCAGAGGAGAUAAAUCAACAAACAACAGUGAGGAAACGGCACCUGCAGGCUCGGUCUCCAUGGCUGCCUGGGCUGAGCCUACUCACCCACGGGCCCCUCGGGGAUAGGUCUCCUGCCGUGGUCCUCUCUCCACGGCACCAGUCCGCCAUCUUGUUUUUGUCUUGCUGUGCUAAGUCAUUCUGGCUCGUCGUGCGCUGUUAUGACCGUCUAGGGAAUAACUAGCUGCAUUUCUGGCUGAUCAGUUUCUGAUGAACAGCAGAGCUGACUCCGAGGCUGUUAUUGUGAGCAUAAUCUGACAACACGCUGUCUGUGCAAAUAGAGACAGAGAGACCUGAUCUCUACAUCAGUGUAGCUUUGAAAACAAACAACAAAAAGCACAACAAAAAAAAGAGACGGAAAAGUAAAACUACUGGCUGUGUUAUUUUUGCUCUUUUUACUUUGAUGUCAUUUGAGGUAAAUGUUUGUCAAAUGUCAAAGUAGUUUUUGUGAAUAUAUGAUACAAAUGUACAAAAAAAAACAAAAAAUGGAAAGUUUUAUGGUUGUGAAAAGCUUUACUUUACUGAAUUACUUUAUCAAUGGAAAAGAAAAGCAAGAGAUAGAAAAGAAUUUUACUAUAGCUCCUCCACAGAGCUGCUUUGUGACUGUGUCUGUAUUUGUUGGUAUUUCUGUUGACGUCCCUUUCGUCAAGGGAUCCAGAAUUGGCUCAGAGUACGUGCAAUGCCCUUUGAACCCCACCCCUACCCCACCCCCUGUUUCCUCCUCUGAAUGACACCCCCCCCCGCACAAGUCUGUUUCUGCACAGUAAGACGACCAGUAAUAACAGGAGUGGAUGAGAACUCUGAGGAACUGGUGCCCAAGCGCAGGGCUGCUCCUCACAGCCACAGAUCUCCGUCCUGUUUGUUUAUGUGUUGAUGGAGACAAUUGAAAGGAAAAAAAAUGUAAAGAAUGGACAUGAAGCCGGGGAUGUAAAGGCUACGACUGCGUUUUUGUCUUGCCUCGCUCCCAAGAGGCCUUUUUUUUCCCCCAUGCAACAUCCAAACAUCAACCAGGCCUCCAACACUGGUUUUACUGAACUGCUAGCCCGGGAAUGCACUAUUGAUUGGUAAAUGAAGAUAAUGAAUAAAGUUUCAAAUGAAGAGGAA
Messenger RNA from Lates calcarifer (barramundi perch), 5560 nucleotides. RefSeq names its product tetratricopeptide repeat domain 9B (gene ttc9b). Gene Ontology annotation, molecular function: protein binding. NCBI's taxonomy places the organism in Eukaryota, Metazoa, Chordata, Actinopteri, Centropomidae. The record is from RefSeq and is a predicted model, not a curated record.